Messenger RNA from Erpetoichthys calabaricus (reedfish), 3332 nucleotides. It is a transcript of the gene hsph1, whose product is annotated as heat shock 105/110 protein 1. Gene Ontology annotation, biological process: protein folding. Bases 210 to 2798 code for a protein of 862 amino acids. The record is from RefSeq and is a predicted model, not a curated record. Gene Ontology annotation, molecular function: ATP-dependent protein folding chaperone; ATP binding. Gene Ontology annotation, cellular component: nucleus; cytosol. The transcript has 19 exons. NCBI's taxonomy places the organism in Eukaryota, Metazoa, Chordata, Cladistia, Polypteriformes, Polypteridae.
GUGAGCGAGUGAAUUCUGCAAGGAUGGAGAAUUUUCCAGAAAGUUCAAAAGCAAAGCAAUAUAAACGGCGGAGGAGGUUUCCGCGCGAGCUUUGUUAAUUCGGCGAGAGUAGCUUAGUACUGCGCUGUUGCGCGAUAUUAUUGCUGGGAAAGAAAACAAUUAUACAGUGGUUUAUAGGAUUAAGCAAGUAGGUUUCCUGGACUUGAGACAUGUCAGUUGUUGGAUUUGAUAUUGGAAUUCAGAACUGUUACAUCUCUAUUGCCAGAGCCGGAGGAAUUGAAGCGAUUACAAAUGAAUUUUCCGACAGGUGCACGCCGUCUGUGGUGUCUUUUGGGGAUAAGCACCGAGCUAUUGGCAUUGCUGCCAAAAACCAGCUGAUUACCAAUGCCAAGAAUACUAUUUCAGAUUUCAAAAGUUUUCUUGGAAGAUCUUUUCAGGAUCCUGGUGUGCAGAAGGAAGUAGGCAAUGUUGCCUAUGACUUGGUUCCAAUGCAAAGUGGAGGAGUAGGAAUAAAGGUUAUUUAUAUGAAUGAGGAACACAUAUUCAGUGUUGAACAGAUCAUGGUAAUGCUUCUUACAAAACUAAAGGAGACAGCAGAAAGCAAUUUAAAGAAACAAGUAACAGACUGUGUGAUCUCUGUACCUUUGUUUUUUACGGAUGCGGAAAGAAGGUCAGUGAUGGAUGCAGCUCAGAUUGUCGGCCUGAAUUGUCUCAGACUAAUGAAUGACAAUACUGCUGUUGCCUUGGCCUAUGGCAUUUAUAAGCAAGACCUGCCAGGACUAGAGGAAAAGCCCAAGAUUGUUGUGUUUGCCGAUAUGGGACAUUCAGCAUUCCAAGUGUAUGUCUGUGCUUUCAACAAAGGCAAACUAAAGGUAUUAGCUACUGCAUUUGACCCAUACCUUGGUGGGAGGAAUUUUGAUGAAAAACUAGUGGAUUAUUUCUGUGCUGAUUUUUUGUCAAAAUAUAAACUGGAUGUAAAAUCUAACAAGAGAGCUCUUUUACGCCUUUACCAAGAAAGCGAGAAGCUUAAAAAGCUAAUGAGCAGCAAUUCUACAGAUAUCCCUUUUAAUAUUGAGUGCUUCAUGAAUGACAAGGAUGUUUCUGGAAAAAUGAACAGGUCAUUGUUUGAAGAAUUAUGUGCUGACCUUUUGGAAAGAGUUAAAUCCCCUCUCAGUGCUAUAAUGGAACAAUCUCAGCUUGGUCCGGAAGACAUAAGUGCUGUGGAAAUUGUAGGUGGAGGAACCCGCAUCCCAUCUGUUAAAGAAAGAAUAAGCAAAUUUUUCAAAAAAGAUGUCAGCACUACACUUAAUGCAGAUGAAGCAGUGUCCAGGGGAUGUGCUCUGCAGUGUGCAAUACUUUCACCUGCAUUUAAAGUGAAGGAGUUUUCUGUGACUGAUGCAGCACCCUUCUCUAUCUCUCUUAAAUGGAGCACAGAAGCAGAUGAAGCAGAAGGGAACUAUGAAGUAUUCUGCAAAAACCAUGCAUUGCCUUAUUCAAAAGUCAUAACAUUUUAUAGAAAAAAUCCAUUUGUAUUGGAAGCAUUUUAUACUCAUCCAAACUUGGUGCCAUUUGCAGAAUCCAAAAUAGGUCAGUUUCUAGUGCAGAAUGUAGCUCCUCAGGAGGAUGGUCAAAAGUCUAAAAUAAAAGUUAAAGUACGAAUAAAUACACAUGGGAUAUUCAGUGUCUCAACUGCAUCAAUGAUCCAAAAAUGCAAAACAGAAGAAAGUGACGAUACACUAAUUGAUGAAGUGGAAGAUGAUUUACAGUUAAACUGCCCUGAAGUUUCAAAAACUGAAAAGAAGAAACUGCAAGGGGACAGUGAGGUUGAUAUAGAGCCCCAGGUACAGAAUGAUAAUCCAGAGAAUGAACAGUCGCCUCCUUCCCCUGAGCCUACUUCACAGGAAAUUCAUAAUGGGGUUAAUCAUCAGAAACCAAAUGGAGAAAUCAAAACCGAUCAGCCCCCUGAUGCUAAGAGACCUAAGAUUAAGGUUAAGACCAUUCAGUUACCAAUUGAAGCAAGUCUUGUGUGGCAACUGGGAAGAGAUCUUCUGAACAUGUACAUAGAGUCGGAGGGAAAAAUGGUAAUGCAGGAUAAGCUGGAGAAAGAAAGAAAUGAUGCUAAAAAUGCAGUGGAGGAAUAUGUUUACGAUUUCAGAGACAAAUUAGCUGGCUCUUAUUCAAAGUUUGUAAAUGACGAGGACCGAACUAAGUUUUCUGCACUUUUGAGUCAGACAGAGGAUUGGUUAUAUGAAGAAGGACAAGACCAGCCUAAGUGUGUGUAUGUUGACAAGAUGACAGAAUUACAGAACUUGGGGACACCAAUUCAGAACAGGUAUUUGGAAGCCGAAGAAAGGCCCAGGGUGUUGGAAAAACUACAGAAUGCAAUUCAUCAUUACAUAAAAAUAGCUGAAGACUUCAGAAAUGGAGAUGAAAACUAUAUUCACAUUGAUGUGACAGACAUGGAGAAAGUUGAGAACUGCUACAAAGAGACAAUGGAAUGGAUGAAUAAUGCCAUAAAUGCUCAAGCAAGUGUUGUAAUUCACGAUGAUCCCGUGGUUCGGGUAGCUGAAUUUAGUGCAAAACUCAAGAACCUCAAAUCUGUUUGUGAUCCCAUUGUCAGCAAAUCAAAACCAAGGGUGGAAUAUCCUGCAGAAGAUAGAAAGGAACCAGAAGUCAAAUCAGAUACCAUAAUUCAAGAAGCUGAAACAAUCACAAUGGAGAACGACAGCAUAGAGAUCUCUGAACAAAGCGGCUGUGACCCGUAUGUGAACGGCACAACCAACAUGGACGUCGAGUAGGCUUAGAAGCUUCAAAAGUUUUUCUUUGAAGUAAAUUGAAGGUGACUGGGCUCUUCUGUUUCCAAAAUGGUGAAUGUGACAUGGUGGUAGGGAACUGGCCAAAUGAGUUUGUAAAUGUAUAAAAAGAAAAAAAAAAAAAGACAUAAGUAAAUAUUGACUUUAAAAUUCCUGUGGAAUUAUGACUGCUUAUGUGACUCAUGUAAAGCAUGAAGAAAAUGUUAUAUUCCAUAUUUAUUAUGCAUUUAUAUUAAUAGUAAAGGCGCAUUUGUUUAGCUGUUCAUUUUGUUUCUGCAUUUUUGAAAUGACAUUUCACUGAAAUAAAAACAUCCUUUGCGUACUGAAGUCAUGGUUCCUUAAUUUAUUUUUUUAUGCUCCUUAUUAAUGGGAUGUAACCAAUAAUUAAAAUUUUCAUUUAAAGUUGUGGUACUUUUGAGGCUUCUUAGGAAAUUGCGUUUGAACUUAUAUAGGGGUGUGGUGAUGCGCGUUAGGUGUCCAUGGCAGUGUGUGAGUUUUUAAAAAAUGAAAGCAGUGCAU